This is a messenger RNA of Pterocles gutturalis (yellow-throated sandgrouse), 1441 nucleotides long. RefSeq names its product inositol polyphosphate multikinase (gene IPMK). Gene Ontology annotation, cellular component: cytoplasm; nucleus. The transcript has 5 exons. Gene Ontology annotation, biological process: inositol phosphate biosynthetic process. The annotation marks the transcript as partial. The record is from RefSeq and is a predicted model, not a curated record. NCBI's taxonomy places the organism in Eukaryota, Metazoa, Chordata, Aves, Pterocliformes, Pteroclidae. Gene Ontology annotation, molecular function: inositol-1,4,5-trisphosphate 3-kinase activity; inositol tetrakisphosphate kinase activity.
GUAUACUGCAGCAUCCAGAUGGGACUGUCCUGAAGCAGUUGCAGCCACCACCUCGCGGUCCCAGGGAGCUGGAGUUCUACAAUAAGGUUUAUGACUCCAACUGUUGCGACAGCGUUCUUCUGGAACUGCGGGAAUAUCUGCCAAAAUACUUCGGUGUCUGGUCACCACCUACUGCACCAAAUGAUACGUAUCUAAAACUGGAAGAUGUGACCCGUAAGUUUAAUAAGCCUUGCAUAAUGGAUGUAAAAAUAGGUCAGAAAAGUUAUGAUCCGUAUGCUUCAGCAGAGAAGAUACAGCAGCAGGUCAGCAAGUACCCGCUGAUGGAAGAGAUUGGCUUUUUGGUACUUGGCAUGAGGGUUUACCACAUCUCUUCUGACAGCUACGAGACACAAAACCAGCACUAUGGGAGGAGCUUGACAAAGGAAACAGUAAAGGAUGGCAUCUCCAAGUUUUUCCACAAUGGGUACUGCUUGAGAAAAGAUGCAAUAGCUGCCAGCAUUCAGAAGAUUGAAAAAAUUUUGGAGUGGUUUGAGGGCCAGAAGCAACUCAACUUUUAUGCAAGCUCAUUACUCUUUGUUUAUGAAGGUUCAUGUCAGGCAACAACCGUGCAGUUGAGUGAUAUCACAUUGGCAGAGAAGAGAGGAGUGCCCAAAGGACUAUUAUCAGGUGGAGACAUACUGGAGUAUAAUAAUAAUAUUCAUCUAAUAAAUUCUACAGAGAAUGGAAAAAUUGAGGCCUCUGUAGGUAAAGGCUUGUCCAAAUUUUAUGCACUUCACAAAAAGGCAUAUUCUAAGAGGCACCACAGCCAACUCUCACUAAAAGUUGAAAACCUGGAGCAAGACAACGCGUGGAAAAGCAGCACGUGCAUUACACAGGAGCAUCUGAACGGAAACAUUAUACCCCAACUGGAAAAAGUUUUCUGUCACAUGCCAGCAGAAAUCAAGGAAAGCGCAAACGUAGAAGUCCGAAUGAUAGAUUUUGCUCAUGUGUUUCCUAGCAACACAAAGGAUGAGGGCUACAUUUAUGGUCUGAAGAAUUUAAUCACAGUACUUCAAAAUAUUUUAGAUAACUGAAUUCUUUGCUAUGGUUUUUACUGGAGGCCAAUGAUAAAGAAGAGCAACAACAUGAAGAAUUUCUGCACUUGUAAUGCUGUAUAACUGGGUUUGUAUUGUUCUAUAUUUUAUUUGUCUUUGUACUUUUGGUAGAAGGGUUUAACUUUUUAUAAUCUCACUCAGGAAAAUAAUUGAUAAUUAGGGAGUGUGAAAGGAUAAAGAUGCUGGAGAUGAAGCAAGACAGGUAAACUAGUAGAGUGAAAUGUAUAUGGUUGACUUCAAUCCAAGCAGUACAGUUGUACAAUAAGCAGGGGUUAUGCUAGUUCCUUAACGACUUUAGCGUAGAUCACAUUUGCCCACUUAGCCUUGACACUGAGCCGUAUCUCCAU